Molecule: messenger RNA, 342 nt
Organism: Cylicostephanus goldi
Lineage: Eukaryota; Metazoa; Nematoda; Chromadorea; Rhabditida; Strongylidae
Source: the annotation of a GenBank genome assembly
AUGUGGAGCGGCUUAAAACAAGAGUGUCGGAUCAGACAACUCAAAGUCCUUGGCGAUGAUAGUAUCUUCGGGACGGAACGCCCGUAUGAUCUAAUUCAAGCCCAGAUCAUCUUCGAACGAGUUGAAACGAAGUUAAAUAUGCAAAAUAGUGCUGUAUCUCAUUAUACUGAUGAUCUCACAUUCCUUGGCUACCAGAUCAACUACGGAGCACCAUCAAAGCCUCUUGAUAGAUGGCUUGCGGCACUUUUGUUUCCCGAAGAAAUGGACAGGUCAUGGAGUGAUGUAGCCACUAGAGCAUUGGGAUUGCUCUACGCAUGCGCUGGAUGUAACGACCGCUUUGAU